AUGGAGUGGGCUAAGAAGACAUACAACGAGCAAUAUGAGUCGUGGGUGCCGUGGCUAGAGGAUAUCUAUCUUCGAUGGUUUACGAAAGACAAUAAAGCCAGCUACACGACCAAGAGCAACUUGGAUCAGGCCAAAGUUACGAACAUUGAGCAAGUUGAUUCCCUACAAGACGGCGUUAACGACCUUGCGGCUUCCCAGAUUGGCCAGGGUGGUCUCUUGCAAUCGGCUGGAGACAUGGUAUCACAACAUGGUCUGACUCGCGCUGAGCGUCAAGGAAAGGACGAACAGGGCGGGAUUAAGAGAGUAAGAGGUGUGCUUGAAAAGGAGCAAAUAAGGAAUCUCGACAAGAUUGAACAACAUCCUUUCAAGGAGCACGGAAUGAAUGAAAUUGGCCUAUCUUAA
Messenger RNA from Trichoderma aggressivum f. europaeum, 402 nucleotides. RefSeq lists its product as uncharacterized. The transcript has 3 exons. The record is from RefSeq and is a predicted model, not a curated record. The coding region runs from base 1 to 402 and encodes 133 amino acids. Lineage: Eukaryota; Fungi; Ascomycota; Sordariomycetes; Hypocreales; Hypocreaceae.